GAUAAUUUAGGGUUAUGUGCAACUGCCACUGACAGAAAAGAUAGAAAUUUUAAAAAGAACUUAUGUUUACUACUUUUUUAAAAAAGUAUAAAUUAAAAUGAGUAAUAAAAGUGAAAUAAUUCGAAAAGAAAAGGUAGUACAAUCUAUAGUGAUCGCAGAUACAUUUACUGAUGAAUUUGUCCCCAUAUCAGACAAUAUUCCCCAUGCUCUCUUACCUAUUCUAAACAAACCAUUGGUAGACUAUACAUUAGAAUUUUUAUCACUUGGUGGUAUUGAAGAAGUAUUUUUAUUUUGUUCUGUCCAUAGUGAUGAAAUAAAGCAGCACGUUGACAAAUGUAUAAAAAAUGGAGAUGGUUGGACUUUAACAAUGAAAGUAAAUGUAACAGUAUCUGAAUCUUGUCAGUCCUUUGGUGAUUGUCUUAGAGAUUUGGAUGCUAGAGGAUUAUUGCGAGGUGAAUUUGUUUUAUUAGAACCAGGUGUUCUAUCUAAUGUACCAUUAUUGUCACUCUUGGAGAAACAUAGUGAAAUAGUUAAAGCUGAUAAAUAUGCAGCUAUGACUUUAAUUUUACAAGAAUCAGGAAUUGGGCAUAGAGGAAGAGGUUUAGAAGAUAUUUUACUGGCUACAGAUUCUCUCAAUAGAGUGCUCUUCUAUAAAAAUUUAGGAAGCAGAAAAACAAAAAAAAUAGAAUUUCCAAUGGACAUAUUUUUAGAAAACUCUAGCAUAUCCAUCCUACAUAAUUUAAAAGAUUCACAUAUUUCAAUAUGUUCUUCUUCUGUUCUUCCAUUGUUUAGUGAUAAUUUUGACUUCCAAACGAAAGAUGACUUAAUUAGGGGGCUUUUAAUGAACGAAGAAAUUUUAGAAGGUACAAUUUAUGCCCACGUAUUGCAAGGUAGCCUGUUUGGUGGAGCUGUAUCUUCUUGGAGAAUGUACCAAUCACUUAGUCAAGAAUUAAUGAAGAAGUGGAUUCAUCCUUUAACUGUCACACGUAAUAAGAAUAGAGUUUUGAAAAAUAAUGUGGUGAUUGGAGCUGGCACGACUAUUCCAAAUUCCGCAAAAAUAUCGAGAAGUAUACUCGGUGCCAGCGUAUCAAUUGGCCAUAACGUAACGGUGGAAGAUAGUUUUAUUUUUUCAGAUACAAAAAUCCAAGAUGAUGUCGUUAUAACGCAUUCUGUAAUAGCUUCGAAUUGUACAAUAAAAAGUGACAGCAAAAUUUCGCUUGGGAGCAUUAUAGGAACAAAUACUGUUCUUGAAAAUGGUACAGUUAUUGAAAAUGCUCUUGUGCAGAGUAAACAACCAGAUAAUGGUGAUGAAUAUGUUAAAUUAGGAAACAAAGCGUUCGAAUUGAAAGUUUCUUCUGAUGAUGACGGAGAUUCUGUUCUGUCGACUACCAGCAAAAAACCGUAUAGAUUGCACAUUACAGAUAUCGAAAGCGACGAUGAAGAAGAUGAUGAUUCCGAUGGGUUCAGUGAUAGCGAAGAAGAAUUGUCUUACACUCAAUCACCAGUACCAGACGACACUAAAUUAUUCUUUUCGGAAGUAAUCGACAGCCUUACCAGGGGUUUCGAUGAUAAUCUGUUAUGCGACAAUCUCAUUUUGGAAAUCAAUUCAUCACGAUACGCCUAUAAUGUAACAGUUAAAGAGGUGAAUUUCAACGUAGUAAAAGCUAUUUUGAGUAUGUCAUUAAGGGAGCCCAUUGGUGUGCAGUAUUUCUCUCAUUUAUCACGUUUACUAUCAUACUUUUCUCCUGUCCUGAAGAACUACAUACGUAACGAAGCCGCCAUGUUGGAUUGUCUACAAGCGUUAGAGGACGUAGCGACGUCUGGUGAGAGUUUUAAAGAGAAAUGGGUGAUUGCCAUCCUCCAGCAUAUGUACAACAAGGAUUAUCUGGCGGAAGACAUUAUUUUGGAAUGGUAUCGGAAUUUGGAUACUGAUGGAAAAUUUGUUGAACAUGUCAAACCUUUUGCUGAUUGGCUUCAGGAAGCCGAAGAGGCGUCCAGUGACGAUGAAGAUGAUGAUGACAGUGAUUAGUUGUUUAUUUAUUGCAUAGAGACUAAUAUUUUUUUGUUAAUUUGUUUCAAUAACUAAAUAAAAUUAAUCAUUUUACUUGUUUUCUUAGAUACUUGAAUGGCAUUCUUAAUAUUAGUUUUUCUUUGUUCUGUUUAGUAACUGUACUACAUAUCAUCGAUGUUGUUGAUGAGAAGCGUCAUGUUUAUUUAUUUUUUUUUGUGGUUUUUUACUCUCCUGUAUCCAGUAAGGAAAG
This is a messenger RNA of Psylliodes chrysocephalus, 2261 nucleotides long. Lineage: Eukaryota; Metazoa; Arthropoda; Insecta; Coleoptera; Chrysomelidae. The record is from the annotation of a GenBank genome assembly.